This is a messenger RNA of Menidia menidia (Atlantic silverside), 1236 nucleotides long. The record is from the annotation of a GenBank genome assembly. NCBI's taxonomy places the organism in Eukaryota, Metazoa, Chordata, Actinopteri, Atheriniformes, Atherinopsidae.
AUGAUUGUUUCCCUUGAGGAGGAUUCCCAUUUUGGAUCCUUUUUCUUUAAGCUGCAAAGUCUGAAAGGGGAACUAAGGGAGAAAAAGAGAUGUUUUGUCUGCUCUAUGGAUGAAAGAGGAGUCACCAUGACAACAGAAAUGCAGGAGAUCGCCAUCACAGAGGAGAAGCCUCUGCUCACGGGUCAGGCGGAUCCUGCCAAGGAUGCUGCUGAGCUGGCUGCGAGGAUACUCCUCGACCAAGGACAGGAGCACAGCGUGGAGACCCCGCACGGCGUGCUGCACGUCACGCUCCACGGCACGAGGACCACACGCAGGCCCGCCAUCCUCACCUUCCACGACGUGGGUCUGGACAGCAAGAGCUGCUUCUCCCCUCUGUUCAAGUUCGAGGAGAUGCAGGAGAUAGUCAAGAACUUCACCCUGAUUCACAUUGACGCCCCGGGCCAAGAGGACGGGGCCGCUGCCUACCCCGCGGGCUACCAGUACCCCUCCAUGGAGACCAUCGCAGAGAUGAUCCCGGCCGUGCUGCAGUUUUUCAACUUCCGCACUGUGAUCGGAGUGGGCGUGGGAGCAGGAGCCUACAUCCUCUCCAAGUUCACGCUUGCAAACCCAGAAUCAGUGGAGGGUCUGGUUCUGGUCAACAUCGACACGAACGCUCGAGGCUGGAUGGACUGGGCCGCUCAGAAGCUCAGCUCGGUGACGUCCUCCCUCACGGAGCAGAUCCUGUGUCACCUUUUCAGUCAGGAGGAGCUGUCGUCAAACACAGACGUGGUGCAGUUCCACAGAGACCGCAUCUCUAAAGCCUCCAACCUGAUCAACAUGGAGCUCUUCUGGAAGACCUACAACAGCCGCAGAGACCUGACCCUCGACCGCAACUGCACCUUCAAGUGUCCAGUGAUGCUGGUGGUGGGGGAUCAGGCUCCAUAUGAGGAGGCCGCUGUGGAGUGCAACAGCAAACUGGACCCAACAACAACCUCCUUCCUCAAGAUGGCUGACGCCGGUGGUCUCCCUCAGCUCACUCAGCCGGCCAAACUGACCGAGGCUUUCAAGUAUUUCAUCCAGGGGAUGGGCUACAUGGCGUCCUCGUGCAUGACCCGCCUCUCCCGCUCGCGCACCACCUCCCUGUCCUCCUCCUACUCCAUGGAUGGCUCCCGCUCUCGCUCCCGCACCCUGUCCCAGGGCUCGCAAGGCGGCCAGAUGCCGCCCAGCCCCUCCCAGACCAUGGAGGUGUCCUGCUGA